Fusarium oxysporum Fo47 is the source of this 1401-nucleotide messenger RNA. Its product is annotated as xylosidase/arabinosidase. The record is from RefSeq and is a predicted model, not a curated record. Gene Ontology annotation, biological process: carbohydrate metabolic process. The transcript is spliced from 3 exons. Gene Ontology annotation, molecular function: hydrolase activity, hydrolyzing O-glycosyl compounds. Bases 1 to 1401 code for a protein of 466 amino acids. NCBI's taxonomy places the organism in Eukaryota, Fungi, Ascomycota, Sordariomycetes, Hypocreales, Nectriaceae.
AUGGAGCGUUCUGACGCGGAAAUUCAAUAUUCAAAUCCAAUUGUACCCGGAUUUGCACCAGAUCCCUCGGUUGUCUUCGCCGAGGGUACAUUCUUUCUUUGCACCUCCUCAUUCCACGUAUUCCCAGGUCUUCCUAUCUACGCCUCGAAGGACCUUAAAAGCUGGACACACAUUGGUAAUGCUCUGCAUAAACGUUCACAGCUAAGCCUACGAAAUGCAAACACGAUACACGUGCCGUUAGAUACAGGCUUCACCAUGGUUGCAACUACUGGCAUCGUUGCUCCCAGUAUACAUUACCAUGAAGGAGUCUUCUAUAUCGUCACCACAAAUCAAACCUUCAACGGCGAAGAUUACGAGAGGCACAACUUCAUUAUCAAGUGCCACGACAUCUGGAGCAAUGACUGGAGCGACCCUGUCUAUUUCGACUAUCAUGGCAUUGACACCAGCCUCUUCUUCCAUGACGACGGGCGAGUCUUUGUGCAGGGAGCUUGGCAUAUCAGAGACGAUCGACAGCCGACAAACACCAUCAAGCAGAAUCCUAUCAUGACGGCUGAUGGCACGGAUGAGUAUAUCCAGAAUAUUGGCCACGGCUCACUCUUCCAGGAUGGUGAUGGGAGAUGGUGGGCCGCUGUACUUGGUGUUCGAAAGCAGCCAAAUGGUACUCUGGGCCUUGGUCGUGAGUCUUUUCUUUCACCCGUCGACUGGCCAGAAGGGGGAUGGCCCACUGUCCGCCAGCCUAGGAUGGGCUUCAAGAGGGAAGCUGUGCAGUCGCUCAAUCCCUCAAAGCCGCUCCAGGCUCCUUCUCAUAUCGAAGAUCUUUACAUUCGAGACCAUGACGAAGAAAAUUAUCAGUAUCUAGAUGACGAGGAAACCUUACAACUCAUUCCAAGCCGUUAUGGACUUGAUUCAGCUAUUGAGAGUCCCACAUUCCUGGGGCGACGCCAGCGCUUCUUGACCGGCACAGGGUCUACGCGCCUCACAGCCGACCAGGGUUUGACUGGGAAGAGUAUCAGAGCUGGUAUCUCUCUGUACAAAGAUCCCUUGCGCUUUGCCAGCCUAGCCUACGACUUUGACAACACUACUGCUGUCUUCGAAGUUCAUAACUCUGCCACUGGGCUUUUUGGUACUGUCUCUCACAAGCUGUCCUUGGGACUAGUCGAAGUUCAACUUCAAGUUGUAGCUAUGUCUUCGCGGUACAGUUUCCAGGUGAAGGAGACUCUACAAGAAACUAAAGUCGACAUGGAUAAGGGCUGGAUUGAAAUUGGUUCUGUGGAGACCAAAGCACUUGAUGCUAGGGAUUUUACUGGUCCGUUAAUUAGCGUUUUUGCGCAGACUCUCUUGAAGGAGGCCAAAAGGGAACCUGUUAUUUUCCAUGAGUUCAAAUUACAAGCUUUAGAGUAA